Felis catus (domestic cat) is the source of this 1905-nucleotide messenger RNA. RefSeq names its product sorting nexin 32 (gene SNX32). Gene Ontology annotation, cellular component: endosome. Bases 337 to 1548 code for a protein of 403 amino acids. NCBI's taxonomy places the organism in Eukaryota, Metazoa, Chordata, Mammalia, Carnivora, Felidae. Gene Ontology annotation, molecular function: phosphatidylinositol binding. The transcript is spliced from 13 exons. The record is from RefSeq and is a predicted model, not a curated record.
GAACCCCCGACCCCGGCCCCCACGCCGUCGCCGAUUCCCGGCCCUCUCGGUCCCGCGCUGCCCCCUUAAAAGCUGGGGCCAAGCACAGGAACGACAGGCGUUGCAGCCAAUGAUGUCGCUCACGGUGAACCUGACACCCAAUCAAAAGGCGCGGCUGCUAGGGAACGGGUGGGAAGCACGCCGGACUCCAGGUGACUCCGGGCAGGGAGGGGAACGUGUCUCCGUCAGCUGAUCGAGUCCCGUGCAACCGGCGAGUAAUCGGGGACGAAGCUGCGGGAGCGCGCGGACAGUGGCCAGCCGCGGAAUAGUUGUGUGCUGCAGCCACGAAGGAGGGUGAUGGAAGGGCGUCAAGAGGCUGGGAAGGAGAACAAGCCCUCCUCCACAUCAGUGGACCCGCAGGGAGACAGCUCCUUACAGGUGGAGAUCUCUGAUGCAGUGAGUGAGCGGGACAAGGUGAAAUUCACUGUUCAAACCAAGAGCUGCCUCCCUCACUUCGCCCAAACGGAAUUCUCAGUUGUGCGGCAGCACGAGGAGUUCAUCUGGCUCCACGAUGCCUACGUGGAAAAUGAGGAGUACGCCGGCCUCAUUAUCCCCCCAGCCCCUCCAAGGCCAGACUUUGAGGCUUCGAGGGAAAAGCUGCAGAAGUUGGGCGAGGGGGACAGCUCCAUCACGCGGGAAGAGUUUGCCAAAAUGAAGCAGGAGCUGGAAGCGGAGUACCUGGCAAUCUUCAAGAAGACAGUUGCAAUGCAUGAGGUCUUUCUGCAACGCCUGGCGGCCCACCCCACCCUGCGUCGAGACCACAACUUCUUUGUCUUUUUGGAAUAUGGCCAGGAUCUCAGUGUCCGAGGAAAGAACAGGAAGGAGCUCCUUGGGGGAUUUCUGAGGAAUAUUGUGAAGUCUGCAGAUGAAGCCCUCAUCACCAGCAUGUCAGGGCUCAAGGAGGUGGAUGACUUCUUUGAGCAUGAGAGGACCUUCCUGCUGGAGUACCACACCCGGAUCCGGGAUGCCUGCCUGCGGGCAGACCGUGUCAUGCAGUCCCACAAGUGCCUGGCAGAUGAUUAUAUCCCUAUGUCUGCUGCACUGAGCAGUCUGGGAACACAGGAAGUCAACCAGCUAAAGACGAGCUUCCUCAAAUUGGCGGAACUCUUUGAACGACUAAGGAAGCUGGAAGGCCGAGUGGCCUCUGACGAGGACCUCAAGCUGUCAGACAUGCUGAGAUACUACAUGCGAGACUCACAGGCGGCCAAGGACCUGCUGUACCGGCGGCUGCGGGCGCUGGCCGACUACGAGAACGCCAACAAGGCACUGGACAAGGCACGUACUAGGAACCGGGAGGUGCGGACCGCGGAGAGCAACCAGCAACUGUGCUGCCGACGCUUCGAACGCCUCUCUGACUCGGCCAAGCAGGAGCUCAUGGAUUUCAAGUCCCGCCGUGUGUCCUCCUUCCGCAAGAAUCUCAUCGAGUUGGCAGAGCUGGAGCUCAAACACGCUAAGGCCAGCACCCUCCUUCUCCGGAACACCCUUGUCGCGCUCAAGGGGGAGCCUUAGAGCAGCCAGAGCCUGCUCUGGGGCCUUUUAGUGGCAAGAGCCCCCCCACCUCCUCACCCCAACAAGAUGCCACCCCCACAGCAGCCACUAGCCAGGCCCCAUGACCUCCCAGGGCAAGGGCAAGCCCAAGCCCUACUCCCACCCAAAGGUGUCAGGUCCUACAAAAGGAAGAUAGGGCAGCAUGAGUACCAUCCUUGGUCACAGGUAAGCAGAACCCCAGCUUUGGGGAGGCCUGGGACCUGGACCUCCCUCCUCUCCUGGGGGCCAAGGGGCAGCCCCCACACCUUGUCCCCCACCCCACCCCCAGAGUUCAUUUGUCCCCAUCCUGUUCACAAAUAAAGAACUUGGUUCUUGCUA